AGCAUCCUGUUUAUGAUACUUACCAAGUCCGACCAACAAUCGCCAAGGAGCUCGUGGGAACCAUCUCGAAUUGCGCUUCCGUUGAUGCUGACACCUUUCCGCCUACUCGAUCGUCGUAUUUUUGACCAAGACCUCCUUCUUCAGUACCUCACCUCUCCGAAGUUUACACUCCUAGCUCCUGAAGGAUGUUGAAGUUGGGAAAAAGGACCCCUCAUCUAAUUAAGUUGAAGCAAGCCGUGGUGCCACUUCAUGGAAAUUUCAGUAAUACAUCAUCAUUCGUUCAUCGUUCAUGUUUGAAAUUCGUCCGAACUAGUGCCCCCAUGUGUCUUCAAAACUUUCCAAAUUCCGGCUCGACUUCUCUUCAACAAGUACGGAUGUACCGGUUGAACCAGGAUCAUGAGCCCACGACUUCUGGCCUUUCCUCACUUCCCAGCCCACGCGACAUACACCGCGAGUUGGACAACUAUGUGAUUGCGCAAUCGGAUGCAAAGAAGAUCUUGUCGGUGGCGGUUUUCAACCAUUACAUCAGGGUCAAUGCACUCCUGGAGGUCGAAGAGAAGAGGAAGCGACAAGUCAAGCUGGAGGCUGAUUCUAAAUUAGCGGCAAAUGAAACGAGUCAGACUAGAGUAAACUUGACCAAUACCGACGUCGAACAGCCCCAUUCUUCCGAAUCAUCUCAAAAUAUCAAUCGUAUCCCGCCAACUGCGCUCCGACCUCAUCCGCCUAAUGGGUUGGCUCACAAUCUGAUCAUGUCAAAGGCGGUCGAAGCUAGCUUAAGAUUGGAGCGGGAGGAACUGGAGAAUAGGAUACGUCAGAUGACUUCUCGUCAGAUGAAAAAGAAGCAUCCGUCUGCGAACCAGAAAGAUCAGGGGGCGCCCGAUGACAAUGAAGUGCUGCCUUUCACCCCUUCUUACUCAAGCACACUGUAUCAAAGGAAUGCUACUUCACCCCCCAAUGCACAGGGGAGAGAAUGGGAAAAUUCGCCGAUUGGUAUCCCAAACAAUGAUCAAGUUAUCUUACAGCAACUACAGGAUCUCAAUAAGCCCAAGAUAGGACAGCUCGCGGAUGAGAAGAAAUCCGGCCGUCUGCAAUCAGCAGAUCCAACCGAUUUUCCAACCCAAUCUGAGAGUCGGAAGACUUCAAUCCACCGAAUGAAUUCAACCCAAAGCACUCCAAACGAAUCGACCAGUUUCAAUGAAUCUGGAUCGGAAACUAUCAAGUCACAGGAGGUAUUGGAUGCCGUCUUAAAUAAAUCGAACAUCUUAUUAUUAGGACCAACGGGAAGUGGGAAAUCGCUUCUAGCAAGGACAUUAGCCCGACAGUUGAAUGUUCCAUACAGUGAAUCAUGUGCAACCACGUUCACGCAAGCCGGAUAUGUGGGAGAAGAUGUAGAGUCUGCGGUUGUUCGACUGUAUCAAGAAGCCAACAAUGAUGCGACCAAGGCAUCCAGAGGAAUCAUCUUUAUUGACGAGGUCGAUAAGAUUGCCCGAAAGUCUGGCGAUGGUUAUGUCAAGGACGUCUCCGGAGAGGGCGUCCAACAGGCUAUGCUGAGAAUGCUCGAAGGAACUAUGGUCACUGUUGCUGAUAAAGGCAGCGCAGCUGAUACUAGCUCCGCCAGUGGGCGUCAUCAGGACCCUGCCUCAAGCAGUGGAAAGAGUACCCAACCGAUUCAAGUCGACACUUCCAACAUCCUUUUUAUUCUUGCUGGUGCGUUUGUAGGUUUAGAGAAGAUCAUCAACAAGCGAAUUUCGAAGACCUCGAUCGGCUUCAGUGCCUCUCUGAUAAACCAACCCGGAUCCGACGACGGCUGCGACUUACCUCCGGUCGGAUUACGCUCAGAAGGUGAGGGCAGUGGUAAUACAGCCCAUGGGAGAUUGCCGGACGCACUGGAACAGGUCGAGCCGGCGGAUCUCAACGCGUUCGGCUUGAUCCCCGAAUUCAUCGGGAGGAUCCCGGUGCUUGCCAGUCUCAAAGCCUUGACCGAAAAUGACCUCUUACGCGUGCUCACCGAGCCUAAGAACUGUCUCUUGAAACAAUACGAACAGCUGUUCAAGAUCAACGGCGUCGCUAUCAAAUUCACCCUUCCUGCUCAACGCGCAAUCGCUCGUUUGGCGAACGAGAAGAAGACGGGCGCGCGUGGAUUGAGACAGAUCAUGGAAAAGAUUUUAUUGGAUUCCAUGUACACUGCUCCCCAAUCUUCGAUCCGAUAUAUUCUGAUAGAUGAAUCAGUCGUCCUGGGUCAAACCCCAGCCAAGUUUUAUUCGAGAGGACAAGAGGGAUUAAUGGAACAAGAUAUCGAAUUCGAAGAGAGCUCUAAAGGAUUAUCUUCUGCUCUUGACGCCGCUUUAUCUACCAAAGACUCUUCGGAUUCUUCGUUGUCUCCUACCAAGCGGAGGAAAGCAACUGGUUAAACAUCUAUCCCAAACUUUCUUUUUCCUUGAAAGAAUAUUAAUCAAAGGGGUUUUUUUUUUCUUUCGGACAACUAUUAUUGAUGUUUAAUACUCGGAUCAUUUUUUUUUUCGUUCUCUCAAGCAAUCUCUUUCGCCUGUUUUCUAGUGUUAGUUUAAUCUUAACUUAAUUUAUUGUCCAUCCCAUGAUCACUUUGCAAGACUGGUUGUAUGUGUAUAUGUGUAGUUAGGAUGUUUUGUUGUUGUUGUUGUUGUUGUAUGUAUGUCUUUUUUUUUGCUCGUCGUUUCCUCUCAUGUCCAAGGGGCCAAGAUGUGUAUCAUUUCACUUCUCUUUUCUUUUACUGUCAGAACUCUUUACUAUACUUGGUAAAAUAAGAGCAGUAUCUCUCCUAGUCUUACAUAUAUUUAAAUCAAUCCAAACUUGUAACACAACCAUAGUACCAAGGUCUUUUCUGCAAUUGCCCUGGCCCAGUU
Molecule: messenger RNA, 2882 nt
Organism: Puccinia graminis f. sp. tritici CRL 75-36-700-3
Lineage: Eukaryota; Fungi; Basidiomycota; Pucciniomycetes; Pucciniales; Pucciniaceae
Exons: 5
Coding region: 186-2411 (741 amino acids)
Biological process (GO): protein catabolic process; proteolysis
Cellular component (GO): mitochondrial matrix
Molecular function (GO): ATP binding; ATP hydrolysis activity
Source: RefSeq, a predicted model, not a curated record